UGUAUAAGCCAAUGCACAAUCAGUUCAACCAAACACCUUAUGUUUGCUUUAACAAUCUUUAUUGUUAGUUUGUGCAAAUAUAAACCACCCAUAAUUGAGUUACCAUGGGAAAAAUAAUAUUUUAUUUAUUCAGUUGAUAGCUAGGUUAGAAAACGACUUUUUAAAUGCUAUUUAAAAAACACAUUUAGGUGUUUUUUUGUUUUAAAUGAUGUAAUAUAAUAAAGUUAAUUUUAACUAUAUAUGGCUUGACUAUUUUAGAAGCCGCUAAAUAUAUUUUUUUGGUAAAUAUAUUUUUAUGUUGAGUUAGUGUUAUUGUUCCACCCAGCCUAGCCAAGCCAUGUGAUGUCUUCGUCAUCAUCGAGCCAUUCCCGUUCAUCCAGUGAGGUUCUACUCCCUGGGAAAGUGGAUGAAACGACCAACGUUACUGAACAAAUGGCGAAGGUUGUUCCUUCUGAUGCAAACGGACAUAAUAAUCAAUUCAAGGAGAGAAUGGAACAAACCUCGUUUUCGCACAUCAACGAGUCCCACGUCAACCCCAUGUUACAAGGGGAUGCGCCAGAUAACCCCAAACUCCAUGGAGAGCUUAAUCCACAAAAAGCUAGAGAGGUGUUAGAUUCAUUUAAAAACCUCCACCAUGGUCCAACUCGUGUGGAUUCGUUGCAACAACCUUUAGAACGACUCGAAAACGUUGAUCCCGAUGAACAUAGUUUGCACCAGAUUGCGCGGGACGGGGACGUUGACUUGAUGGUAAAGUUGUUGGACCGUCUUACCCCGUCGCGUGCCGCUAAAAGAUUGAACAAGAAAGAUGGGGAUCGGUUCACCCCCCUACAUUACGCUGCGCGAUACAACCAUCUGCAAAUGUGUCGUUUGUUGGUGUCCCGAGGAGCAGACAUCCACGCACCGGGAGAGGACGACGUCACAGCACUCCACCUUGUGGCCAAAUAUAAACCAAAGAAAGAAAGAAUUGACGCCCCUGAUUAUGAUUCAUCGGAUGGGUCGAGCGAAGACGACGGACGUGAGGCUCAAGAAGCGAAUCUUAAAGUGCUCGACUUCCUAAUAGCGGCAGGUGUUCGGGUUAAUGGUAAAGAUUUCUAUGGUUUAACGGCGUUACACCACGCGUCGGUGAGAGGGAACUUAUGUUGUGUGAAGAAGUUGAUGGAUUGUAAGGGGAUCGCUAUUGAGGCAACGGACAAACAACAAAUGACUCCCCUCCACAUCGCGGCCAUAUAUGGACAUGUAGACAUCGCUCGAUCGCUUAUAGAUAGCGGGGCGAACAUUCGCUGUCGUGACGGGGAUGAUGGGACGCCACUACAGUUCGCGGCAGCUGAGGGGAAUCUACAGAUCGUGAAGUUAAUACUUGAGCACGCCAAGAGUGAAUCGCGAGGUAAACUAUCGGAUAUGUUAGAUGAGAGAGAUAACGACGGGAACACCGCGUUGCAUCUUAGCGUGGAUAGUGGUCACCUACCGGUGACUGAGUAUAUCAUAAACUGCUCAUUGAUUAACAGGAACACAGCGGCACUGAACGCUCGUCGCAACAACCACGAGACACCCGUGCACCUCGCGGCACGGCACGGACAUCUAGAUAUUGUUCAACUACUUAUAAGGAAAGGUGCGAAGAUAAACACACGUGACGACAACGGGUCGACGCCUCUUAUAUUAGCCGCUCAAUACAAUCAAGAUGCGGUGGUGGAGUUCCUCAUAACUUGGUGA
Molecule: messenger RNA, 1710 nt
Organism: Ciona intestinalis (vase tunicate)
Lineage: Eukaryota; Metazoa; Chordata; Ascidiacea; Phlebobranchia; Cionidae
Source: RefSeq, a predicted model, not a curated record